This is a messenger RNA of Hyposmocoma kahamanoa, 1130 nucleotides long. Its product is annotated as GILT-like protein 1. NCBI's taxonomy places the organism in Eukaryota, Metazoa, Arthropoda, Insecta, Lepidoptera, Cosmopterigidae. The record is from RefSeq and is a predicted model, not a curated record. The transcript is spliced from 5 exons. Gene Ontology annotation, molecular function: oxidoreductase activity, acting on a sulfur group of donors, disulfide as acceptor. The coding region runs from base 214 to 957 and encodes 247 amino acids.
AACCGCUAAAGUGAAGUGAAUGGUUUUUGAAAAUUAUUUAUUUUGUUUAAAAAAAAUGCACAGACGCGGCUAUCAAAAUGUUUAUAAAAUAUAAAUGGAAAUAGCAUAUUUCGUGAUAAUAAUACUAUUGGCGUCAUAUAUAUUAUACUUAAUAUCGCCUUAUUGGAUCGUCAUACUUUCUUUCGUUAUUAUUUUUACAAUUUACUCGCAAAUAUGUAUGAUAUUUUGACCUUAGCAAUUGCAUGUGGACGUAUUUCAAAUGUUUAUUUUGAACGGUGCAAGCCAUUGCAGCUGUCCGUUUUUUAUGAAAGUCUUUGCACGGAUAGCCAAGCCUUCCUGCUACAGCAACUGUUACCGACCACGACAGUACUUCAUGACUUUGUGAACGUCAGGUUUAUACCUUUUGGGAAGUCGAAAAGCAUAGAUUACGGAGAAAACGGAUUUGAAUGCCAGCACGGCCCAGCUGAGUGCCUUGGCAAUAUGGUGCACGAUUGUGUACUGGACCGUCUGAGGCCGGAAUUAGAAAUGCCCGUGCUAAAACGCGUCGAGUAUGUCGCUUGUGAGUUGGAUAAUAUUGCCGGAGCCACCGGAAACAUGAUGUGUGUGCAGAAAGCAGGACUGGAUGAAGAUAAAGUGAACAAGUGUCUAACAUCAGAAAAAGGACUGAUUUUGCAAUUAGAUUCUGAAUAUCAAACUGAAAAACUCGAUCCUGAAAUGAUACCAACAGUGGUACUUGGUGAUACUUUCAACCAAACCUUUCAAGACAAUGCUUUAAAGAACUUAAUGGGAACUCUUUGCGAAAUAUUGAAAUACCAGACUCCAUGUGAAGCCUACUUCAAUAGAGUAGCUCUUAGUACCAUUCUUACUACGUAUGCAAUCAAUACUGUUACGGGGAACGAAACCACCAGCGAAACAAAUUAUUACACAAUAAACAAUACAAUACCCAAUACAAUUUAAUCAAAUUGUCUCGUAGAAAUUCUGCAUGUUAAUAUGUGACUAUUACAGAAUUUAAAACAGUUGAUUAAAUAUUUUUCACUUCUCAUGCUCUUAAAAUUCGUAUUUAUGCUGGGUGUAGGCUGCAUAAAGUAGGAUUUUAUGGUCUAGUGCAUAAAAUAAAAUCGUCGUUUAAG